AACUCUGCUAAUAUUUAACAGGAACCUGUGCAAGCUACAUUUUCUUGCUACCGGAGAAGCCCAUUUGACUCGAUGGGAGACCAAAGGAAACAUCGGCUACCAUUUUACACCUUUCUUUUCAUUACAUUCGGGCAUCUUAUCACAUCACUGUCUCCUCCACCAACAUUAGCUCCUCUAUUCCAUAGGCCUUUUGUCCUGUUAUGGAAUGCUCCCAUUUCUAAAUGCCAACAGCUGAAGGUCCCUCUAGAUUUAUCGCUGUUUCAGGCGGUCACCACACCUGCCAGGGAACGCAAUCAAUCCCUUACCCUGUUCUACAAAAAUCGAAUUGGGCUUUACCCCUAUGUAGACCUCCAGUCCUUGAAAGAGUAUAACGGUGGCAUCCCGCAGAGGGGCAACCUGUCUGCUAGUUUAGGGAAAGCUAAGGAAGAGUUUACCCAAUACAUUCCUGACUCAACCAGUGGACUUGCUGUGAUGGAUUGGGAAGAAUGGCUUCCAAUGUUCGACCGGAAUUUGGACGACAAGGAGAUAUACAAGGAACUGUCAAUCAACUACACCCUCACACAGAAUUCUUCCCUAGAUAUGCAACAAGCAAGAAGCGAUGCCAAACGACAAUUCCAGAAUGAAGCCAGAUGUUUCAUGGAAAAAACUUUGAAAAUGGGGAUCGAUCUUCGACCUCUGCAACUAUGGGGCUACUACUUGUUCCCAGACUGCUAUAACUAUGACUUUGAGGAGUCAAACUAUACAGGAACUUGCUCAGAGCAAACAAAACAGUUGAACAACGAGCUGCUCUGGCUGUGGGAGGCCAGCACUGCCCUUUACCCAUCAGCAUACCUGCCGGUUUCUGUAAGUGGAAGCAAGAGCGCUGCACUGUUUGUUCGUCACCAGGUACAUGAGGCAACAAGAGUAGCAGCCCUGCCAAAACAACGCACUACUGCACCGGUCUACGUCUACCUACGGCCUCUCUUAAGAGACCAAAAGGAGCUUUACAUGAAUGAGAUUGAUUUGGUAAGCAGUAUCGGUGAGAGUGCAGCCCUGGGAGCUUCUGGUGCUGUGUUAUGGGGGGCUAGUGCUGAUUACAAAGACAAGAAAUCAUGUGAAGCCUUGUCUGCAUACCUGACUGAUACUUUAAACCCCUACAUUAUCAAUAUCACCUCUGCAGCCCAGCUCUGCAGCAAAAGUCUCUGUCGAAGCAAUGGACGUUGUGUCCGCAAAAACUACAACUCAGACGAUUAUCUCCACAUUAGUUCAGAAAGCCACCAAAUCAGUAGGAAAGAUGGGAAAUAUGUGGUCACUGGGACCCCUUCUCAAAGUGAUCUCACUUACUGGGAAAAAAAAUUUACUUGUCAGUGCUACGAAGACAGGAAGUGCACAGCUACGAUACCCUCUGUCUAACAGAAAAUUAUGUAGAAUAAGCAGACUAAUGUACUUAUAUUACAUUACUUCACUAAAAAGUAAGUGAAUAUAACAAACGGUAACUAAUUUGUAAGUAGAAUGCUCUAUUCUAGUAGGAUAUCAGCUGUAGUAACACUACCAUCUUUAAUCUUGGCUCACUAUUGAAACGUUUAGCUUACUUUUAAGCUAACUCAAGAAGACCUGACCUCAACAUGACCACUAAUGUAAUGUGUGAUUGUCACAGACUUCUAUUAUAGGCACAAAAUGUUAAUUCUUGCAUGAAUGAUAUUUACAGAGCACAUGAAUUUGUCUUUCUACAGUCUAAUAAAAGUGUCUAAUUAUGUCAAACUAUCAAACAUGUAAUUAU
Molecule: messenger RNA, 1759 nt
Organism: Labeo rohita (rohu)
Lineage: Eukaryota; Metazoa; Chordata; Actinopteri; Cypriniformes; Cyprinidae
Gene: spam1
Product: sperm adhesion molecule 1
Exons: 4
Coding region: 73-1392 (439 amino acids)
Biological process (GO): hyaluronan catabolic process; carbohydrate metabolic process
Cellular component (GO): acrosomal vesicle
Molecular function (GO): hyalurononglucosaminidase activity
Source: RefSeq, a predicted model, not a curated record